AUGGCGGACGGUACGAAUAACGAUGCCGAUUUCGCUGAGCAAGAUAGGAGUGAAAAGAACAAGGAGGAAAACAAGAAACUAAGGGCUGCGAUUGAACAAUUCGACAGAGAUCAAGAAGCCUUCAAUGAGUCGUCAAGUGAGUUCGAUGACGAUCGCAAAAAUGUGGAUGAUCUUGAGGCUGAAGAAACCAAGAAGACAAUGACCGGAAUGUUGAACGAAAGCGAUGAUAAUCUAUUUCAAUCGUCAUUCGACGAUGUUAGUGUUCUUGAUCUUGAAAAUUCUGAGAAUGCUGCAGAUUAUGUGAAAGAGGAUUUGAAGAAAAAGUCUCUUCAAGAAAAUCAAGGAACAAUCACUAAAGCUGAGUUCAAAGAUCAAGAGUGCAGUGACAGAGUUGAAGCUGAAAUUCCCGCCAAAAUUUCUGAACUCAGUCCUCUUGUUCAAGGAAUAGACCAGAAAAUGUCUAACUCCAAGAGAUUAUCGAGAGAACUUGAAGAAAAACAGGAGGAGCUGAAGAAAAUUUUGGGACUGACCGGGGAUACUGAAAAAGAAGAUUCUCAAAGAAAAAUUGCUGUACUGGAAGAAGAGUUGUACAAAUUAACGAUAGAACUUGAAUCGGAUGGAGAAUCUGUGAACUUGGACCUGAAUUACCUGAGUGAGGUUCAGACUCGGGUCGAUGGCAUAACGGAAGAGGUUGUAACAAAGUGUCUGCAUCAACUGGAGGUUCUUGCUCUUGCGGAGGACAGUAUCAAUGAUCUACUGAAAGGACCAGCUCAUCAGGAACUGAGAGACGAAAUUAAGUCAGAUAUGGAAAGCACAACGCAGAACACCAAAGCAAAAAUGGAAUCAAGACUGAAUAAUCAGAUUGGGGGCGGAGCAGAGGAUUCGAAGAAGACGACUGAGGAAGUGAUUUGA
Messenger RNA from Ilex paraguariensis (yerba mate), 912 nucleotides. The record is from the annotation of a GenBank genome assembly. Lineage: Eukaryota; Viridiplantae; Streptophyta; Magnoliopsida; Aquifoliales; Aquifoliaceae.